UUUGUAAAUAAACAGACAUGAGACAUGCCUAAUUUUAAUCAUGAAAAUUAACUGUAGCAGGAAAAAACAUGGUGAAAUUACGAGAUGCAGCCCAGGCUUACAAAGCGUUAAACGGGAUAAUUUGUGUUUACAAGCCGCCAUGUGUCCCUUUACGCCGUGUGCAACAUACGAUCAUAACAAACCUUUGUAGAGACCUGAACGCCCUCCCGGACCGGCCGCUAGAGUCCCGGGUGGAGAUAGUGGGCGCGACCAACGAGCCCAUGUCAGUGAGGCUGGUACAGAACUACGCGGACCACCGGCUGGCGAGCGGCCCCCGGUACCUGCACGAGGACUUCCGCUGCAGCUGGGCCGCGCACCUCGGCCUGUUCACCAGCGGGGUGCUCUUACUGGGCAUAAAUGAUGGGACAAGAUUAACUUACAAAAUCAAUACAUCACGGUUAAUACGAGCUUACAAGAUACACGGCCAGCUUGGUAAGGCUACAGACACAUACUUCUGGAAUGGGAAGACCAUAGAGAGAGCCACAUACAAUCACGUAACUCGGGAGAAAAUAGACAGUGUUGUAGCACACAUGCAGGCCGCUCAUCAGAAGACUAUGUAUGAACUAUCAGGCGUACACAUGGAGUCUGAGACGGCAUACGAGCUGGCGUCACGGGGAGUUAUCCGGCCAAGUAACGGCAAACUGCCCGUGCUGUAUGGGAUCAAGUGUGUGCACUUCCAGCCACCCAACUUUACCCUUGAGGUGCAAGCCAUCAACGAGUACGACCGCUACCUGUGGACGCUCGUGCACGACCUCGGGGUCCAGCUGAAGACCGCGGCACACUGCGCCGGCGUGCAGUGCGUGCGCCACGGCAAGUUCCACACGGACCUGGCGCUGCUGAGGAAGCACUGGACCCUCGACCACCUUCUUGACAAUAUGAGCCAGUGCCAGAACCUGCUGGAGGAAAAUCAGAGGCUGCUGCGGCCGGAGACUGCUAUGUUGACUGCGUAGUGUAAUAUGUGCUGUGAUGGAUUUUGGUUAAAUGUAUUAUAUGUAGAUUUAAAUUUGAAA
Plutella xylostella (diamondback moth) is the source of this 1049-nucleotide messenger RNA. Its product is annotated as pseudouridylate synthase TRUB2, mitochondrial. Gene Ontology annotation, molecular function: pseudouridine synthase activity; RNA binding. Lineage: Eukaryota; Metazoa; Arthropoda; Insecta; Lepidoptera; Plutellidae. Gene Ontology annotation, biological process: pseudouridine synthesis; RNA processing. The record is from RefSeq and is a predicted model, not a curated record.